AUGCCGCCAGAACUCACUCAUGAACCCGACUACUCCUCACUCAGGGAAUUGAUCAAAGGCAGUUCUUCAUCCUUUUCAUGUUCCGGAUCCAUUCCUAUCACUACCGAUACCUCCAUCACAGGAAAUGGCCACGUCCCUACCAAGUCCCAGCCCGUCAAAAUUUUCUGGACUUCGAGGGAUUCGGUGCCGCACGUGCUGGUUCUUCCUAUCUGCGAAAAAGAUGACGUCGACGCUUCUGGUGCAGGAGCUUUGCAGCAGCUUAUCAGUGAUUGUACCCCUGCUUCCUAUAUCAGUCGUGAAAAGUGCUUUCCUGUUCCUGGUUUUCACAGAGGCCGGACGCUGAAGCCUGCUCACUUCGCCACUACUUUCCAUCCGGUGGAUCUUGGUAUUCUUGAUGAAAUUGAGAAACAGCUGCUUCCGUCUUUCGAUGUUGGUGCUAGCAGGAAACUGAUUGCAGAUCUCAGGAUGCUAGAUGUCUACUCCAGCCCCGACGGCUUCAAACGGGAGCACAUCACGUCCCCCGACAGUGAGAAUCAAUUUGGCUUGCUCGUAGUGAGCCUGCCUUCCCGGUUCACCGGAGGGAACCUAUAUGUGCGACACAAUAAGCAGGUUCGCGAUUUUAACUGGAGCCCGGCCAGUUCCUCGACUAUCCAGUGGGCUGCAUUCUAUGAUGACUGCGAGCGUGAGAUUGUGCCUGUUACAGAGCGAAAACUCAUCACUCUGGUUUACAAACUUCAUGCUUUAGAUGCUGGCGUGCGAUAUGUUUAUCCUAGAUCAUCCCUCACGCCAUGCAUGCAGCCACAUAAGGCAGCAGUGAUGAAUAUUCUGGGGAGCCCUGACUUGAUGAGUCAAGGUGGCAUCCUCGGGGCCUUCUGCUCCUACGCCUAUCCCGCCUCAGAGAGCAUUGCACAUGUGCUAAAGGACUGCGAUUAUCUUCUCUACUCAGCCUUCAAGACCUCACCGGGGACUGUUGCGACUAUUUUGGAGCGCGAAAAAUCCAAGAACAUCCCCAUCCAGAUUGAUGAGAAGAACAAGGCUGCCAAAGUGAUUGCAAGUGAGGCUUGGCCAUGCAUUACCUUGCCAGGAGUGAUGUGGGUAAAUGAGCAGAACCGGGAUAAUCUUGCGCUCAGGCAUUGCCCUCGUGACACCGGAGCUGCUUCUUCUUCUGGAUACGGAAAAGACCCUCAUAGGCCAAUAAAACGGAGAAGACUUGGCCAGUCGAAGACGCCAGCGUACGUGGAUGGCGCUAUCUUCGCUGUGAUUCCGCCGUGGGGGGUACGAUUGUAG
This is a messenger RNA of Aspergillus eucalypticola CBS 122712, 1287 nucleotides long. Its product is annotated as oxidoreductase. Bases 1 to 1287 code for a protein of 428 amino acids. The transcript has 5 exons. Lineage: Eukaryota; Fungi; Ascomycota; Eurotiomycetes; Eurotiales; Aspergillaceae. The record is from RefSeq and is a predicted model, not a curated record.